UUGUAGUUUGCAUUUUGGUGUGAAUUAAAAGUUUGGUUCUUUGCUCGACAAAUCGUUUCUUGUUCUCGCUUAUCAAUCGUGUGUUUGUUUGUGUUUUAAGAAUUAAUCCAAUGAUCGAUGAUGAUAUUGAUGCAUACUGUUAUAUUGUCAUAUGCUCUGUUUCUUUGCUCUGUUCUAAGAAAUUUUGUGACAAAAGACAAUCAUGGAAAACGAAAUUUCAACCUAUAAAAAAAAUAUUAUCCAGAGGGUGGGCCUUAAAAGCUUUUGUCUGUUCAGGAAACAAGCCGGUCAAAAUAAUCUACCUUUUAACUCUGGUCUAAGUCAAUAACUGAGUGCUUCCACCGUUGAAAUUUAGUAUCCCACUGGGAAAUUGUACUUGGAAUUUGCAUGGUCGGUCCAUGAUGUAUUAAGAAGAAGAAACAAACCAAAAGUUGUCUUUUUGUAUCUACAUAUACAUUUUAUGAUUUGAUUGGUUUUGUGGGGAUCAAUUUCACUAUUACUCUUAAGAAAUUUCUUUAUGGAUAUGUUUUGUUGUCCCAUUGAUCAAAAGCCUAUGGAUUUCAAUAGAAAAGCUCAUCCGGAUUGUGUAUAUGCGGAUAAUCCUUUCCAUGAAUGUGCUUCAGCUUGUUUAGAGAGAAUUGCUCAAGGCCAUGUCAAGAAGAACACUAAGAAGCAAAGUUCAAGGCUUCUUAGCUUCUCAGGGAGUUUCGGUAGGAAAAAGAAGGAAUCACAUUCACAACCGCCUUCACCACUAUCCGCAAGGCCUUACCAAAACGGCAGAGGCGGUUUUGCAAAUAGUAAUUCCCCAAAGGUUCAUCAUUCCGUAGCUCCAUCUGUUUCUGUGAAGAAGAAGAUUGUUUCUGAAUCGAAUAAGUCUUUAACUUCUUCAUCAUCCGGUGACCCGGAUGAUUUCUUCAACCAUAAACCGGAGAAGAAACCUUCUCAAACCAUUCCACUUUCCUCAAACAAUUUGGUUGAUCAAAGCAAAGCCGUAUCACCUAAACCUGGAAUACAAGAACACGACGGGAAGAUUGGAGCAGGCGGCGAAACUAGACUCUUUAGUUUCCUAAGCCUUCCAAGAUCGCAUGAAGAAGAGAGCAAUGAUGAUUAUACUGAUGAUGAUGAAGAAAACAACAAUGAGAUUGGUGUAGAGCUCGAUCUUGAAUCAGUAAUGUCUGACACUUUUGUCUCUGUCGGAAAAUACCGAGUCAGAUCCGGUUCAUCCACAAUCCUAAGUGCUAUCAUCGAAAAACACGGAGACAUUGCUCAAAACUGUAAGCUGGAAUCGGAUUCAAUGCGAUCCCGUUACCUGGAGUGUUUAUGCUCACUGAUGCAGGAACUCAGGUCAACCCCGGUAGGGCAGUUGAGCAAAAUCAAAGUCAAAGAGAUGCUUGCGGUUCUCAAAGACUUGGAGUCUGUGAACAUCGAAGUGGCUUGGCUACGUUCUGUUCUUGAAGAGUUUGCGCAGUCUCUAGAAGAUGCAGAAAAUGAGAAAGAGAGGCAUGAUGGUUUAGUGAAGGCUAAGAAAGAAGAGCUUGAGGCUCAAGAAACGGAUUUGGUUAGGAUGGAGAAGGAAGUGGCGGAAGCGAGGCUGCGGAUUGAGGAGACGCGGGCUCAGAUGGUCGAGAUUGAAGCAGAACGGUCGAGGUUGGAGAAAAUGGGAUUCAAAAUGGAAAAAUUUAAAGGGAAAUCGUUUAUAGAUGAGCUUCUGUGAGUUUGUGCUGUGAUUGUGUGUGAUGUUGUUAGUAAUAGGUAAUAGCACAAAAUCAAAAAUACUCUCUAAUAAAUGAGUUCUUAAGGUAUUAUGGAAAAGCUGGUAUUUAUUAGUAACUUAUAAAAGUGUUAAGAUAGAUAUUUGGUUGUUGCUAAUAAAUACGUUUGGCUUUGUGUGAUGCAUUGUUCUUUGAUUAUGUGUUUUUUUUUUUUUUUGGUUUCUUUCGUUUUCUAUAAUGGGAAAGAUUACAAGUUGUCUUAAGAGUUUGGAAAACGAAAGAUUGUUUUAAAAACUAAAUUCACAACAAUAUUUAUUGUGUUAGUUAUUGCAGAACUUGUUGAAUA
This is a messenger RNA of Arabidopsis lyrata subsp. lyrata, 2058 nucleotides long. RefSeq lists its product as uncharacterized. NCBI's taxonomy places the organism in Eukaryota, Viridiplantae, Streptophyta, Magnoliopsida, Brassicales, Brassicaceae. The transcript is spliced from 4 exons. The record is from RefSeq and is a predicted model, not a curated record. The coding region runs from base 518 to 1714 and encodes 398 amino acids.